AAACAUAAAUAAAACCGAAAAGAAAAAUUAAAGCAACAAUUUGGAACAACAAAGAGUGAAAAUAUUUCCACAUAAAAUCCGUUCAAUCGUCGUGAAAACAGUUCCGAUUGGGCCAAAAAUGAUCGCGUAGCGCCUAAACUAGUCGCUGAGUGUCGGAUUCCGUUGGAAUUUCCGGGAAUUAUCGCCGUGAGUGUUUUUCAGCUGCUGGUUAGUUUGAAUGCGAUUGCAGUGUUUCUCGAGAGUAUCGAUUUUUCCUUCGCGUUCCUCCAGGCGUUUGUGUGUGUGGGAAACUGAUGAAGCAAUAAUCCUGGCCUAUUAUCUGGAACUUCCGCGGAAGCAGCUGGUAACCAAAAUCUGCUCCAGUUCGGUGGGGUGUAGAGUGCAUGGCAGUGAAACGGUGGCCCAAUUGUUUGUAAUAUGCUCAAGUUCAGUGUGUAGAAAAUUAAAGACCAGCUCGGAGGAGGAAAACUUUCAACUGCAUGAGGCGCAGUUCCUGUAAGCGGAUUCCGCCUGGUAAGGAUCUAAAGUCUGGGCGCAAAGCUGAAACUGCGGUCCUGCUGAUGCGUCUAAACAUAGUACCGGCCGUAUUCAUUCGGUUGCACCUCCUAGGUGAUAGUAGUGGUUGAACGUGCGUCACUAGCAUCUAUAGGGAGUUGUAGUUGCUGCUGCUGCUGCUGCUGCGGCAUAGAAACUGAUAGUUGGAUUUGCAUUCUGGAUCGAACCUGUGGGAGGCGAAACAGGUCCGCUGCUCAUUCGUCAUUCUUAGUUCGUCAGAGCAACAGCUGCAAUUGAGAACUGCGCCUAGUUAAAGGGCUACGUGAGGUGAUAACAGCCAAUCGUUUGUAAAAGCCACGCGAUACCAUUCGGCCGGACCGGAGUGUGUUUGUUUCGAUUUCGUGUUCCAUUCAAAACCCGAACGGUUCCAUGAAGCUGCUGAAGCUUCUACGCGGCGGUCGUAAUUCGAAAUGGUCGUAGAAUAUCUGGCUAGUCUGUGAACAGCGCCGUGGUCAGAGUGAUUGCGUUGACAAUCGUCAGGGAAGAGACGACAACUAGUGGAGGCGGAGGUGAAAGAAUAAAACGUGAUUUCUUCCCGAAGCCGGCGAUAUGGGGGGAUCAGUGAGUCAAGUGUUUCGGUCCGGAAGCGCACUGCUGUCCAAUCGGGAUGGCCACAAAGUGUCCGAGACAACGGUUGAUAAAGUGAACACAAUUUUCGAUGCACUCAGGGCAAACCCAAAGAUUUCUAUUCAGCGGUUGGAACCGCUAUUGCUGCAAAUACCGAAGUACGAGAAUAUCCUAGCAAUACACGACGAGACAGGCUACAACCUACUUCAGAAGAGCGUGGGGUUAAAUCAUAUAGAACUGGCCAGAUGGUUGCUUCAGAGACACCGCCCAGAUGUUAAUAGGAGCUCCUGCUCGUUGCCUCUUCACAUUGCAUGCCUAAAAGGUUAUGAAGAAUGUGUUGAACUUCUGCUGAAACAUGGAGCAAGGAUUGAUACGGAAGCUAGAAUGUGCUUCCCCGGUGCGCAUUCUCAUAAUUGUGAAGAAAGUGGAAAAUACAAAAAUCAAGGGGACGACGUGGGCGUCUGUGAGCGGCCUAACACAAAGCUUCAGAAUGCAGUUUGCUACGCCAUCGACGGGGACCAGAUAAAUGUGCUCAACAUCCUCGCCCAGAAGAUGGAGGAACCCUGGAUGCCAUUCCGGGUGCGGAAACCGUUGUUGCACAUCGCGUGCGAACGGGGUGCCUGGAAGUGCGUCCAACAUUUAGUUCAAACCCGAUCCGACGAGAUCAACCUCAUCAAGGACGAGUACUACCCAAUCCAUCAGGCUGUGCUGCAUGACGGACGGUUCCUGGAAUUGCUCAUCCAGCAUGGUGCCAUUACGACAGUGCGAACGUGCACCCAGCAGAUGACGCUGCUGCAUGUUGUUAUCCUAGCGGCGAGGAAAUCUGCAGAAGAUACCCUCACCACUAUCCGAAUACUGCUGGAACGUGGCUGUAAAGAACUAAUCAACAGUCCAGAUUCGCUGGGCAAUACUCCACUGCAUGCAAUCAUUGUACGCUAUGCGCUAGAGGAAGCUAGGUACGGCUAUGACAAGUGGAACAAGUGGGAUGUGCUACAUUUGGUGCGCUUUCUGCUGCAGAACGGUGCCAAGAGCUCAAUCAACCAGGCCGGUAACAGUGCGCUGGCUUGCGUCUUUCGCCAUAUUAGAGACUGGGAAGUGUGCUAUGAACUGCUGAAUAUGCUGAUCAAGGAAGGAGGAGAUCCGAACAUCGUUGGACGAGAUGGCUCCGUUCCGAUUAUGGUGUGCUUGGUGCCACUGAUCAAUAAGGACCCGCUUCACCAUUUCACCCAUUCGAUGAAGGUGUGCUAUCUAAACUGCAUUCGAAUACUGCUGCAGAAUGGUGCCAACCCGAACUGUUCGUACCGCUCGAAUCUGACGCCGCUACAUGUGCUGAUUUUUACUGUGUCGGAAAAUUUUACCCUCAACUGUGAUACGCAGAAGCGCGCCAAUUUUGACUUCAUUAAAAAUAUACUGAUACUACUGCUGCAAUACGGGCUGGAUUGUAAUAUCACGACCCAGCACAUUUUGCAGUCAGUGGUCGAUAUGAUCGCCAAUGUACGUACCUGCCCGGACAUACUGUGCGUCUACGAGCUACUUCUGGUGCUGAUUCAGUAUGGAACGGAUCCAAACAUUACCCUGAGCAAUAAGCUGAUAAUGAGCGGUAGCAGUAGUUCGUCGAUGAAUUACGUCAAUGAUUUCAUAAACUUCGGUGGCAUGAGAGCUGUCGGAGGAAGUGAUGGAGCCGGUCCAAGCGGGAGUGGAGCAGCAGGACCAGCCACAGCUAACGUGGCUGGAGCUGCAAGUAAUGGUAGCGGAAGUGACAAUCUACGUAGCUCAUUUCGAAAUAAUGCACGUAACUAUUUACUGUUCUAUUACAUUAUGCUCAUCACUCGGAAGGAGUUUAUCCUGCUCGAUCGCGAGCAAACCUAUCAACGUAUUAUCUACCUAUUUUACUAUUCAAUGAAGCACGAUACGCUAUUCAACUGCCUCAAAUCGCUGCACAAUCUGUUUAUAGCGCAGGUUCCGAACAAAUCUAUCGAUAACCUGAGGCACCUGAUAAUCACACUCUAUAAGAAACCUCGUAGUCUAAAACAGCUCUGUCGGGUGUGUAUAUUCAAUAGCUUAGACAAGAAACUGGCACCGAGCAUAAAUAGGCUCAAUUUGCCGCUGCCCCUAAAAGAGUACGUACUAAACUUCGAAGGGUAGACGAACUGUAUUGACCCUUAAAUCGCUGUACACACCCCGUAAUCUCUCUCUAUGAAUAUAAGUGUCCACGUUUUCAGUGUUAGAUAUUGUGUAAAUAAGAAAUCAAUCCGAUCAGAAGCUAAAUAAAGAAAAACAAUCACUACCAGAUGCUAAAACAGGAUAACACAGAAAAAAUAACAGUCACUUA
Molecule: messenger RNA, 3454 nt
Organism: Aedes aegypti (yellow fever mosquito)
Lineage: Eukaryota; Metazoa; Arthropoda; Insecta; Diptera; Culicidae
Product: ankyrin-3
Exons: 9
Coding region: 1105-3267 (720 amino acids)
Biological process (GO): intracellular signal transduction
Molecular function (GO): protein binding
Source: RefSeq, a predicted model, not a curated record